Messenger RNA from Lactuca sativa (garden lettuce), 1588 nucleotides. Its product is annotated as malonyl-coenzyme A:anthocyanin 3-O-glucoside-6''-O-malonyltransferase. Lineage: Eukaryota; Viridiplantae; Streptophyta; Magnoliopsida; Asterales; Asteraceae. The record is from RefSeq and is a predicted model, not a curated record.
AAAGACAGCUAUAGUUUCCAGACGAAUAGCGCAAAUUUUAAGGGUGCUAGCGUCAGUCAUGACGUCUCCCUACGAUCGAUGAUAUUGCCAUAUUGGUUAUACAAGUCCACCGGCUGCAAACUUUAACAUAAACCAAACCACUCCAAUUAAACAAACACCACAACCAAUAUGCUGACCGUCCUAGAGAACAGUCGAGUGUCUCCGCCACCUGCCACCGUCGGGGACAGGACCCUGCCGCUUACGUUCUUCGACAUGAUAUGGAUACCCUUCUUCCCUAUCCACCAGGUUUUCUUUUAUGAGUUCCGUCACUCUAGAGAGGAUUUCUUGGAAAAAGUGGUUCCAAACCUUAAACACUCAUUAUCAAUCACUCUUCAACACUUCUUUCCAUUUGCAGGCAACUUAAUUUUGUUUCCUGAACCAAAUUCGGAAAGAAAACCCGAAAUCCGUCAUGUAGAGGGUGACUCUGUUUCGGUUACCUUUGUGGAGUGUGAUCUUGAUUUCAACGAUCUUACAGGCUAUCAUCCUCGUAACUGUGACAUGUUUUAUCCACUUGUACCUCUAUUAGGACGUGCCACAAAAGUAUCCGACUACCUUACUGUCCCUCUUUUUUCUGUCCAAGUUACACUUUUUCCUAAAUCCGGCAUCUCUAUUGGGCUCACCAACCACCACUCCCUUUGUGAUGCGAGCACAAGGUAUAACUUCCUCAAGGCAUGGAGCUCGAUCGCUAAACAUGGUACAGAUGAGUUCUUCUUAGCCAAUAAAUCUUUACCGUUUUACGAAAGAGUGAUUAAAUACCCGAGCUCCUUAGAUGAACUCUGCUUAAAUAUACCGGGGAUUCCAGCUAUUACUAUGGAAUACCAGCCUUCUCACCUUGUUAGCCCUACAGAUAAAGUUCGGACCACCAUUGUAUUGACCCAAGAACACAUCAACCGGCUUAAGAAGUGGGUAUCCACUCAACUGCCGACACUGGAAUACGUAUCAUCUUUUUCGGUGGCAUGUGCUUACAUGUGGCGUUGCAUGGCCAAAUCACAUGUUCUUAUUGGAGAAAGGAAUGGAGAUGAUGAUCUGGAAAGGUUUGUUUGUGCUGUGGAUUGGAGGUCGCGCCUCGAUCCACCAGUUCCUCAAACUUAUUUUGGUAAUUGUGUAGGGGCGUCUAUCACACCAACUGUAAAAAGCACAAUUUUAGCAGGCGACAAUGGAUUUUUUACUGCUGCAGAAUUAUUUGGAAAGGCUUUAAGUGAAACACUAAAGAAGAAGAAUGGAGUGAUUGUAGAUGGGGAGACGGUGAUUAAGACAGCCUUUUUGCCAAUUCCGGGGCUUAGUGUGUCAGGAACACCAAGGACCAAGAUUUACGAUGUGGAUUUUGGAUGGGGGAAGCCAAAAAAGCAUGAGACCAUAUCAAUAGAUUACAAUAGUUCGAUUUCUGUUAAUGCUUCCAAAGAGUCACAUGCUGAUAUUGAAAUCGGUGUGUCGCUUCCUGCUAAACAACUGGAUGCGUUUCUGUCCAUCUUUAGCGAAGAAUUGGAGAGUCUUUUGUUAAAAGAGUUGUAAUGUGGAUCUUUCAAUGCGUUCAACCUUUAUUUGUGUC